Molecule: messenger RNA, 732 nt
Organism: Thelazia callipaeda (thelaziosis nematode)
Lineage: Eukaryota; Metazoa; Nematoda; Chromadorea; Rhabditida; Thelaziidae
Source: the annotation of a GenBank genome assembly
UUGAUUAACAGGUCGGAAAGGUGGGAACAAGCUCUGAACCAUUAUCAGGAGUUGAUCAGCAAUCGUGAUCAAUGUUGUACCUCACCGCCAAACUCUCCCAUUCGUGGAUCGAAUCACUUUAUGUCAUCCUCCGCUUCUGAUAUACCUUUACGAGAUGGUGACAAUUCCUGCGUCGUAAAUUCAAUGAAUGGAAGUUUGAUGGGAUCAUUUCCAUCGUUGACAAAAGUAUCUACGAAAAAUCGAAGUUUGCAAGGAACAAACCCGCAGUCACGUGGAGAUUCGUCGUUAGAGCUGGAAGCAAUUGCUGCUGUACAUGAGCUUUCAUUUGCAGUACAAACAAUUUCAGUGUCUGAAAUUCUUCCACGUACCCCUGAUUUAAUCUUUGUAAACGUUACUACAGUUGAAGGUCAACCGUACUGCUUGGAGUUGACGUUAAAAGGUUGGCGUAUUACAUCUUUACGUCAUGACUGUAUGCAGGGUGAUUACACACGUAUGGAUCUUUUCACCGUUUACUAUGACACAUUAUAUGAUCUGAUGGAUAAACUUUCCACAGGUUACAGAGAUUACUUUAAUGAAAAAUUAUCUCAGAAGUUACGUCUUCUACAGGUAAGCGUCAACUCUGCUCAAGAUAAAAAUUUCCUGGAUGAAAAUAGUGAUCUCGAAGUACCCGCAUCAAAUGAUGUGGCUGAGGAUUCUACGAGUACUGUGACAACUGAUUCCUCCUUGCCUUAA